AUGGAGCCUCAAUUUGUGAGAGAGCGCCCGGUUCAAGCAAUAGAAAGUGGGCAGUCGCCGGCGUCCGAAGCAGACCAAUGGAGCAAGAUCAUCUCCAACGACCACCCGCGAGCCUUGGAAAGUCGCCGCAUCGCCUAUCUGGGCGAAUCAUGGACGCUGUCCUUCAUGAUCCAGUGGAAGUCGCGUGAGAGCGUGGCCAGCCCCGAGGGAGGCGGCGAGCACGGGCUUUCGCCGUCUGGAUCGGAUGACAAGCUCGGUGGCCUGCAUGUUGCUGUACCUGUAGACCCGGAGGACACCCCCUCGCCGCGCAUGCUGCGGCCGUCUGGCGCCAUCCGAGAACAGCAGCUGCCGAUUGAGAUUCAAAUGGCCCUCAUUGACGCAUAUUUCACACACAAUCAUGUUUUUUAUCCCGUCAUCUUGCAGCAGGAGUUUCGUCAGUCAUUCGCGUCUGGAAGUGUCUCAGAGCUGCUGUUACCGGCGGUACUGUACACUGGCGCUCUCCACGCUUCGGAUGGCGUGAUAUACCGUGCGGGUUUUGAGAAUCGUGAAGCGUGCCUCCUGAAGCUGUACAAGGUGGCAAAGAAGGUCUUCUUCGACGACGAGCAUGAGGGAGAGGUGGGAGAUCAGCUGCCUCGCGUCCAGGCCGCCUUUCUCUUGCAAAACAUGUGGCCCAGUCCCAACGCCAUGAUGGACCCCUGGUCUUGGCUUGGCCUAGCUAUUCGACUCGCACAAAACAUGGGUAUGCAUCGCAGCACGGCACGCUCAUCUCUGAGAGUGGAGGAGCAGAACUUAUGGAAGAGGAUAUGGUGGGCACUUUAUUCCCGAGAUCGACAAAGUGCCAGCGCCCUCGGCAAACCCCAAAUGAUCAACGAUAUGGACUGUGAUGUAGAACGACUUACACCCGCAGACUUCGAAAGCACGGACAGCAACGAGAUGCGUCUUUUUGUCAUCGAGCAGGCAAAGUUGGCCGAGUUUGCUGGACAAAUCAUUGUGUCGAGGUUCAUUCCUGGAUCACACCAUCUGCGUAGCGGGGAUGACAGAGCAACGCUGAUGAAGAGUCUUAUUGCCUGGAGAGAGGCGGUGCCUGACUGUUUGCAACGGUUAAAAUAUGCCGACGUGGCACAGGUGCCGCUUCAGGGGCUAUUCCUCGAAGUUCUUUUCAAUAACCUUCUACUAUUGCUUCACCGCCCUCGUAUCACCGGCAGCGAUGCCGCCGGUGGCUUCGAAAACGACAAUGAGUCCUGGAAGAUCGCCUUCGACGGAGCGAGAGCAAUCACGCUCAUCACGGAGUGUAUCAUGAAUUACAAGUCCCUAUACCAAUGCCCGCUGUUCUACACCUCUGCACUUUUCGGCGCCAUGACGAUGCACGCCAUCCGGGGUCCAGCCGCGGAGCAUCAGCUCUCGGUGUGCAUGAUCGCCAUGCGGACGCUAUCCAAGAUGUACUGGGCCGCGGGCUGGAUCCGCAACAUCUUCCAGAAGCUGGGCGAGAAGAAGCAGAAGAACUUUCACGGCGUGUACACAUCAGGCGUCCCCACCCGGGUCCCGUCUCCCGUGCCGGAAAGCAACGAUCAGAGCCAACCGCAAGCGACCGAGCCAGUCGAGCCAGUCGAGCAUAUGCAACCAAAUCUGGAGCCGCCGGUACCUCAUUCUGAGCCCGCACACGCAGAAGCUAGCAGGCUAGACUGCCACGAAGCCGCACAGAUACCGAACAUCCCUCAGCCUGACUCCAGUUUAACCGGCAUUCACUACAUCCCCUUUGCGUCCACUGUCCACGAUCCUACAGCCCUCCAUGCAUUUGGGCAUGACCAAGAUGCCAGGAAUAUGGUUGGCUACAUGGAUUACCCCAUGAUAGACCACUCGGGCCUUGCGAGCAUCGAUCCGGACUUUGCAGACUGGUGGCAGGAUCUCCUGACAACGGAUAUUCCUUUCAGCAACCCCUUCAUAACCGGAGGAGUAGCCAGGUGA
Messenger RNA from Phaeoacremonium minimum UCRPA7, 1965 nucleotides. RefSeq names its product putative cutinase transcription factor 1 alpha protein. Lineage: Eukaryota; Fungi; Ascomycota; Sordariomycetes; Togniniales; Togniniaceae. Gene Ontology annotation, molecular function: DNA binding; zinc ion binding. The transcript is spliced from 5 exons. Gene Ontology annotation, biological process: DNA-templated transcription. Bases 1 to 1965 code for a protein of 654 amino acids. The record is from RefSeq and is a predicted model, not a curated record.